This is a messenger RNA of Manis pentadactyla (Chinese pangolin), 3262 nucleotides long. RefSeq names its product myogenic factor 5 (gene MYF5). The coding region runs from base 1666 to 2643 and encodes 325 amino acids. Gene Ontology annotation, molecular function: DNA-binding transcription factor activity, RNA polymerase II-specific; RNA polymerase II cis-regulatory region sequence-specific DNA binding; protein dimerization activity. Gene Ontology annotation, biological process: positive regulation of myoblast differentiation; muscle organ development; regulation of transcription by RNA polymerase II. The record is from RefSeq and is a predicted model, not a curated record. Lineage: Eukaryota; Metazoa; Chordata; Mammalia; Pholidota; Manidae. The transcript has 4 exons.
ACAAUGAGACCAGCAGCAAUAUGAAUGAGCCAUUCUUAGCAUUUCACAUAUUUACUCAUAUAAUCCUGCAAAAACCUUCAAGAAGUACUGUUACCUCUUAUGAAAACGCCAGCCUUUGAGAUAGAAAGGUUCUUGCAUUUUAAGUACAGAACCAAAAUUUAGAGCCAGUCAAUGUCAGUGGCUUCAUGUGAUCCCUCAAUCCCCACGUACCCUGAAAGAGAAACCUUGGGAAAGAAAAAGAUGGAAUAUUUAUGAUCCAUAGAAUAAUUUGGCUCUCUUUGACAACUGUUUUCCAAAAGCUCUUUCUCAAGAGUGGUUAGCUAGUGGACUCUAGAGCAGUCAUUUAAUUAAAAGAUAAGUGGUAUAGCCUUUCAAAUUAUCUAAUUAGAGCAUGUGUGGAUAUGUCUGAGUAGUAUGCAUAUCCAAUAAUCAUGCUUAUCAUGUAUAUAUAAUUUUUUUCCUGAGAAUCAAUUGAGAUUUACCCUAAUAUGUGUGUAUAUAUAGAUUUAACUCAGAUUCAUGCCACAACUGAAAUCAAACAUCAUAAUUGACCAGGUGAAUUCAUUUACAUUAUGAUUGCACAUGUAUUUGUAAGAUUUGUAUUCUAAACUGCUAAGCAGCAGAAUGCUUUUAUCGAUUCGUGAGCUUUACUUGCUGAUAGAUUUUAUUCAGUCUUUGCAAACCAAAUCUUCUCUAUCUCCCCUAGCUGGGUAACUUGAGAAUUGUUUGAAAUAAAUUUGCCUAUAGAAGUCUCUUUGUUAAGUAGAGCAAAUGUUUCCUAAAGACUUCACUGUCACCCCACUGCUUUAGCUGACGUGUUAGGCUUUGCAAUGAAAUCCUUGGUGUGUUUGCAAUUAAAAUAUUUUUUAUUUCAUAUUAAUGAUGAUAACCUUUACUAGGGCCAAAGCCAAAACAAACAGGGCCAUGGAAACAGAAAAUCAAGAUGUAAUAACUCAGUAAAGAUAAACAACUUGGGAUUCAAACUGAGCAGCUUUCCAGAGGCAGGCAUAAAGUUACCAAGAAUAAAAUAAUGAGUGACUUUCUUUUCUAUAUUACUAUAGAAAUAAUUUGUGGAACAUCAAAUAUCAGCUUUCUCAAACUAACUUUAAUCAUCACACCUGGAUCACUGAAUUUCAGCCCUGAGCACACUGGAAAUUAAUUUAUGUCUAACAGACUUAUUUUGAGGGGAAGGGAUCUUUCAUAUAUUUGAGAAGUGAGAGUACCACACUGAAACUCAGUGAUCCUCAUCUACUCCUGAGCCUGACAGAGAAUUCUUGGGUUGCAAAAGUAACCUCUAUCCUUGAAAAGACAUUAUUUACUUCAAGUUAGGAUUUAUCCACUUGUACUUUUCUCUUAAUUAUAUUUUAUCCCAUUUAUUCAUCCCCAAAUCUUCUUCCCAGACCACCAUAUCUGAAAAAACCGUAUUAAAAUAUCUUUGUUUAAACUUUGAAUAUCUCAUUUCCUAAUCUAAUAUAUUAGUAAAUUAGCAAAAACAUGGUAUUUCCCCCAAAAAGCCAAGGAAUCAGGCAUGUCUCCAACAGACACCCCUUCAAUCAUCUCUUAAACUCAAAAGAAGUGUUACAGAAGGUGACCCUAGUCCAAGAGGUUUCAUUCUGAAAAAGCAAUUUGGGGCAAGCCUAGUUCAGAGUCACCCUGUGAGAUGGAAUGGCUAUGCCAUGUGCUGGAACAAAGACAAUGCCGUGUAAGAACUGGCUACUUUCUCUACUCUCAAGGCUGCUAACAGUCCUUCCUUCGGCCUUUGAUCUCUCUUGGGAGUCUUCGAAUUCAAGCAGAGGCCAAUGUCUUCUUCAGCUGUCUUCUGCACAAAUUCUUCCAGCAGCUUUGGCAGGUGCACCGCCUGUUUCACCGCAGAGGAUGGACAUGAUGGACGGCUGCCAGUUCUCGCCUUCCGAGUACUUCUACGAGGGCUCCUGCAUCCCGUCCCCCGAGGGCGAGUUUGGGGAUGAGUUUGAGCCACGAGUGGCUGCCUUCGGGGCUCAUAAAGCAGAGCUGCAGGGCUCAGACGAGGACGAGCACGUGCGAGCGCCGACAGGCCACCACCAGGCCGGCCACUGCCUCAUGUGGGCCUGCAAAGCAUGCAAGAGAAAGUCCACCACUAUGGAUCGACGGAAGGCGGCCACCAUGCGCGAGCGGAGACGCCUGAAGAAGGUCAACCAGGCCUUCGAGACUCUCAAGAGGUGCACCACGACCAAUCCCAACCAGAGGCUGCCCAAGGUAGAGAUUCUCAGAAAUGCCAUCCGCUACAUAGAGAGCCUGCAGGAGCUGCUGAGGGAGCAGGUGGAGAACUACUACAGCCUGCCGGGACAGAGCUGCUCUGAGCCCACCAGCCCCACCUCCAACUGUUCGGACGGCAUGCCUGAAUGUAACAGCCCUGUCUGGUCCAGAAAAAGCAGCAGUUUUGACAGCAUCUACUGUCCUGAUGUACCCAAUGUGUAUGCUACAGAUAAAAGUACCUUGUCUAGCUUGGAUUGCUUAUCCAGCAUUGUGGAUCGGAUCACCAACUCAGAGCAACCUGGAUUGCCUCUCCAGGACCCGGCCUCUCUCUCACCAGUGGCCAGCACCGACUCUCAGCCUGCAACUCCAGGGGCCUCUGGUUCCAGGCUCAUCUAUCACGUUCUAUGAACUAAAAUCUAGUCUAGAUCAGUUCUGCCCAGAGGGCCUAUUACACAGGAGGAAGGAGGCCUCAAAAGUCCGAAAGCAAGACAACGUGCAUACGAAGAUUUCCUUGCACUUGUAAAUUUGUAAAUAUUAUCUUGCCACUUUAUAAGAAAAUGUAUUUAACUAAAAGCUAAAAAGUCACCUUUGCAAUUAAUACUUUAUUAUUUCCCUCCUCCUCCUUCUUCUUUGCUUUAGAUACUAUUAGUUCCAGUUAUAUUACUUCUGAUAGGAGGCAACUCACUGAAGGUAGCUUAAUGCAACACUUAACUUAAGUUUUUUUUAAAAUAAAUAUUGCUUAUCAAGAUAUUAUCUCUGGUAUUUAGAUCUUUAUUUUUUCCUUCAAAACAUUAGAACAGCUGAAAAUCAGUUUCAGGAAGCUUUAAAUAUAUUUAACUAUUGUUUUUCUCUUUAGCCCUUUGGUUAUAUUGUAUUAAAUAAAAAGGUAACAAUACUGCCUAAUGGUAUAUAUUUUUAUCUCUUCUUACAAAAAAUGCAUAUUUUAAUGUAAACACAAAAUAGUACUUUGUGGAUAAUUUCAAGAUAUAAGAAAUUUUGGAAAUUCCACUAUAAAUAAACUUGUUUA